Messenger RNA from Paramuricea clavata, 2028 nucleotides. The record is from the annotation of a GenBank genome assembly. NCBI's taxonomy places the organism in Eukaryota, Metazoa, Cnidaria, Anthozoa, Malacalcyonacea, Plexauridae.
AUGGCUGUAUUUACUCACGUUUUCGCCACAACGCCAAAACAGAGUUUCUCACAUCGCUGCCGUGACGCUGACCGUGAGAGAAUUGGAUUUGCCAUUCGCAGUAAGACUCGUCCCAGUCCAAAUCGAGAGCUGCCGUCGCCGUCGCCAUGAAAAUGUCGCUUGCUUAAGUUCGCUAUUAGGUGGUGACGACAGUAAUGCUAAUGAAUUUGGUAGUGGAGUUAGUGGUGAUAAGGGUGGUUAUGGAGGCAAUGAAAAGAGAGGUUCUGUUGAUGGUGAAGGUGAUAAUGAUGAUGGUGAAGGUGAUGAUCGUGAAGGUGAUGAUGGUGAAGGUGAUGAUGGUGACACUGCAGCUGCCAAUCUUCCAUCGAAUGUUGAUGACAUGGUCUUGUUGAGCAAUUUUAAGGAUUGGCUAUCUGGUCCAGAUGGUGGAAGAAAAUAUGCUAAAUGUGCCCAGCAAAGUAUGCGACAGGUUGAGAUGGUCAUGGGUUAUAUCAGCCCAACUGCUCCAUCAAUAUCAAGCCUGUUGCAUAAGGUGGUGUUGAGAGACAAGUGGCUUACCACAUUCGAGAAGGAGAAGAAACCUGGCACGGUGAAGUCCUACCUUGGGACCCUCAACAACUUUUAUGUCAGCAUAAAUUUAAAGAGCUGGGUGUUAGUGAGGCUCAAGUGGUCAGCCUCUCUGAGCAAGUAAAGAUAUGGGCCAAGUCUUCUCGGAAAAUGUCCCAGGAUCGUUUUUGGGAAAAACGGCUGGAAGACAUUGAUUCAUUAAAAAUGCCUGAACAAAUUAAACAGUUUGAUACGUCAGAAGUUGCACGAAAGGCAGUGAAGAUACUAGGUGAAUUUCAGAUAAACCCAGAGAUUCCGAUGUUGUCAAAGGCAGAAUACACGAUUGUGCGGGAUUACUUGAUGACGCAAAUUUGCAUCAACAAUGGCAGUAGAUCUGGCCCCAUUGCCAACAUGACGUUGGCGGAAUUUAAUAAUGCGACAAAACAAGACGAUUGCAUUGUCGUACAUGUUAAGAAACACAAGACAUUUACUACGCACAGACCAGCGCACAUUGUCUUGUCCUCUUCGCUUUGUGAAUAUGUGAAAAUUUUUAUUGAACGAUUCAGAAAUGCCCUACCAGAAGUCCUUUGUUCAUCCCAAUCCAUCGUCUUUUUACGUUUUACAGGCACAGCACUGGAUUCUUCACAAUUCGGUGCCCAAAUUGGCUCAUGUUGGGGCAAGGUUUUCGGGAAGGAAGCUUCCAUGGGUGGGGCAACUGCUUUUAGAAAGGCUGCAGUUUCCACUGUCCAUGAGUCGAAUGAAGAGAUGCGGGGUGAUCCUGCUGACCUCAUGGUCCACAACCAGGCGACAGCAACCAAGUACUAUUUGUUAAAAAAUAAAGGAAAGUCUGCUGUCAAAACCUCCAAGGAACUGUCUUGCAUUAUGCGUGACCUGACUGAGACAGAAGCAAGCAAUGAAAUUGAAAAGGGUGAAGAGCAGCAACCGCCUAACAAACAGAUCCAUAUAUCUGGCGAUGUCAUUUGCCAUAGGCACAAGUGGUCAAUUGAUGAAGAAAAGGCUGUAAAAGAUAUUUUUGGUAGCCAAAUUCAACAGAAAAAAAAUAUCUUUAGACGAUAUCAGAAAUGUUGCAAAAGACCACCCUGUGCUGAAGAACAUUGCUGCUUAAAAAAUCAGGGACAAGGUACGAACGUAUUUUAAAGACUCGUCAAGCGGUGACUCGCCUUUGCCACCACACGAAGAGGAGAAAAAAUGAAACGUUUUGGUGUACCAGACACUACAGGUAAGUUAUCGCAAAUAGAAAUCAGUGCCGUAGCCAGGAUGAUAAUUGGGGGGGGGGGGACACAUAUUCAUAUAUUUGUGUUCACAUACCAUAAGAACAAUUGAUUUCAAAAGAAAUUAAUAAAGCAGAACAUGAAUAUGUGCCCCCCCCCGGGCAAUUAUCGUUCUGGCUACGGCACUGGAAAUAAUUAUUUUCUCUUACCAACAAUUAUUGUUUUGUUCUUGUUUCCAGUUAUCAUGUGA